ACAACUUCCAAAAUAUGUGUUGUUUUCGAAUUUAGACUAAUGAGUUAUUUAGUUUGAUGACUUGUUUACGAGUAUGGACAAUAAUCAUAUCGAUUGUCGUGAUAAUUGUGAAGCACAAUGAAAGUAUGCAUUCGAGAAAUGUUGCUUCUAAUGGUGGUUACAUUGGUUGUCUUUAUCAAGCUGUUUGUUUACGGGAUGAAAUAUGCUUUGACGACUCGUUGUUUGGGAGAUGUGCAAGGGGUGAUGCUGGUGAAGAAAUUUUAGCUGCGGGUCCUUACCAGAAAUUAAUAUUAAAUUCACUUUUCCCGACGUACCGACCAGAGAAGGUGGAUUGGUCUGACGAAACUUUACAGUGUUUACUGAGGACAGCGCUUUUGAUAUCAAAAACUCAUUCCAACUUUGUCGAUCCAAGAUCCUUUUGUUUAAGUCAGUAUGAUGAAAACAAUGCUGAAGAUUCAACAUCCAGACAAAAUGUUAGACGACCAAUUUACAAUCGUUACGAGAAUGAUGGAAAAAUGGAAGAGGAACUUGUUCAACUAUUACCAUCACUGUUGAUUUCAUCAGUUUCAUCGGUUAAAAAUAAUGCUGUUGACGACCAGUUCAAAAGCAAAUAUGUAAAACGUGAAAUUCGAACAAACCGGGCUUUUCCCAGCUAUAUGUUUAGUAAUCCACUGAAAACAUCAAAUCCUCAUUAUCUUGAUGAAGAUUUGCCUCAGCAUAGAUAUAAUGACUAUAAAUAUAAUAAGUUGGGUAAUAUCGGUAGUAAUGAUGUAGCGGUGACUACAGAAUUGAACAAUGAAAAUCAACUGGAUGAUUUUAAUCGACGUAUUCAACAAAUGAUUCGUUUAUCAGAAAAUUUCGUACGCAAAUCUAAUUAUGACGGUGUAAAAUUUGAUGGAGAACAAACAUUGCGAGAAAAUACGGCUGACACGUCACAGAAAGGUGACCAUGAUAACAUUGAGCCAAGAUUGCAUCAAGACUACAGUCUACUUUCGGACAACGUUGUUGAAAAGCCACUUGAAGGUGGUUCGCCUCUAGAACCGCGAAUGCAACCACAGCAAGAAGAAGUUGAAGCCCCGCGCAAGUCAGUCACUCGGCUGCGUGCACAGAAACUGAUGUCUGGACCACACAAGCAUUUGGAGCAUAGAUGGAUAUGGAUAAAAUUUCUGGAUGGACCAAUCAGCAAUCAGAAAGCUCAGUCAAUCCUAUCCAGAAUGUCAGAUGACUUAAAACUAACUUCUCCAAUCUCAUUCUUCUUUCUUGACAAAUCGAGACGUGUUUUAUACUUUCAUAUCCCAUCUAGUGCCGGUGUCACGGCUGACAGUAUCGUAGAUGCGUUUAACACAAAAAUCAACUCCAUUGAUGGCAAUACAAUUGAAGAUGUUGGAUUCGGUCGUGGAGCUUCGAUGGAUACGGCUGCAAGGAUUGGUGCCAGUGCCGCAUCUAUAGCUCGUCUUCCGGGUGGUUCGGCCGAUGGUACUGCCACUGAAUUCAGUGGUCGGGAGAGAUGGGAAAAGUAUACAAUGACAAUAGUCCUCUGUUCAUCGAUACUUGGAGUAAUGGUUAUACUUACAACAAUCUAUCUAAUUCAAGUCUGUUACAGAAAGAGGCAAAUUAAAAGCGAAUCAAAUCAAAGUUUAUCAUCUCCCCACUCCGAUGACUCAACUCAUCCCCUGAACAAAAAGUUUGGUCGAAAUAAUCAGUUAUCUGAAUCACAGAACAGCAGUGUUUCAUCAUGGUCUAGUGAACCAAUUCAAUGCAGUAUCGAUGUUCCGACUGGACAUUUAAUUUUGUCAUAUAUGGAACAACAUUUACGUGAUCGUGGUCGAUUGACAUCUGAUUGGAAUGCAAUUGACAAAUAUGUCUCUGAAGAAGGUGUUUUGUACAAGGAAGGAGAAAAUCCUGAAAAUCAGCUUAGAAAUCGUGUAGGUGCUCCCAUACCCUAUGAGCAGUCCCGUGUCAAACUUCGAUCUGGUGACAACGAUUAUAUUAAUGCAAGUUUGUUGUAUGACAACAACCCGAGAAAUCCUGUUUACAUUGCAACAAUGACGCCGACAAUAAAAUCAAUUCCAGACUUUUGGUCAAUGGUCUGGGAACAAGGCUGCGUUAUAAUUGUUUGCCUAGAACGUAACGAUGAAUUAAAGAGAAUGGAUGAAGUUGAUCAAAUGGAACCGAACGAUGCCGCAGUCAAAUACUGGCCAAAUGAGGGGACUCACAUUUAUGGCUCUUUCGAAGUUCAUCUUGUAUCUGAGCACAGUUGGAGUGACAACUAUAUUGUACGCUCAUUCUAUCUAAAACGCUUGGCGACAAAUGAAACGCGUACUGUCACACAAUUCCACUAUCUUACAUGGAAAGAUGAAAAUGUGAAGGAAAAUAGUAAACCUGUAUUGGAAUUCAGACGGAAAGUUAAUCGGUCCUUCCGAGGAAUGAUGAGUCCUAUCGUAGUUCACUGUUGUGAUGGCUGUGGACGAACAGGAGCGUAUAUUCUACUAGAUCUGGCUUUAAAUCGUAUCGUUAAAGGCAUAAAAGAAAUCGAUAUCGCUGCAUCACUAGAACAUUUAAGAGAUCAAAGGCCAAAUAUGAUUAAAACACUGGAACAAUACGAAUUUGUCCUUUCAGCAACUGCCGAAGAAGUGGAUGCAAUGCUUCAAACAAAUACUUGAAAGAUACAUAUAUAUGUCUUAACAAACAAUACAAGAUAAACAAACAAUGGGAUUUCGCAUAGACUGCAAUUAAUAACUUCAGAAGAAAUGAAUCAUGCAUAUAAACCAC
Heterobilharzia americana is the source of this 2772-nucleotide messenger RNA. Lineage: Eukaryota; Metazoa; Platyhelminthes; Trematoda; Strigeidida; Schistosomatidae. The record is from the annotation of a GenBank genome assembly.